Molecule: messenger RNA, 892 nt
Organism: Dendroctonus ponderosae (mountain pine beetle)
Lineage: Eukaryota; Metazoa; Arthropoda; Insecta; Coleoptera; Curculionidae
Product: protein CutA homolog
Biological process (GO): response to metal ion
Molecular function (GO): copper ion binding
Source: RefSeq, a predicted model, not a curated record
GCCAAUUACGUAACAAUCUUCCAUCUUCGUUCCUUCGGGUCUGUUAUCAUUGGCUGUCUGCACCCGCAAUUCAUCUAUCAGAGAAUAUCAACAGUAAACAGCUGAUUAUUGUUUUUAAUUAUAUUUUCAGACAUUUUUAGUAACAAAUAAAGGGGAAAAGUUUCAUGUUUUCUUAAUUUAAGAAUUUAAUGUUGCCGAUUGGAAGAACAUUUUUCUUGUCUGCAUUCAUUUUAGGUGGUGGUGUGUGGAGUUUGUAUAGUUUGUAUAGUAAGCCCCUAUGCCAGACACUAUCAAAAGCCUUGUUGAUGUCCAUGAGUAGACAUGCCGACUUUCCGUCAAUUAGAGUUACCAGACGAACUUAUUGUAUUGCAUCGGAAAUAAUGUCGAGUGAGAUUAAUGCCACGAAUCAAUCCAGUCAAUAUUCCGCUGUAUAUGUAACAACACCAAAUGAAGACGUUGCUAAAAAAAUCGCCCAUGGACUGGUGAAGGAAAAGUUGGCAGCCUGCGCUAAUAUUAUUCCUAAAGUAACAUCGAUUUAUGAGUGGGAAAAUAAAAUUAACGAGGACUCAGAAGCCCUAAUGAUGAUGAAAACUAGAACUUCAAAAGUAGAUGAGCUAACGGCGUAUGUGAAAGCAAAUCACCCUUAUCAGGUUUGCGAAGUUAUAGCGGUUCCAAUUACCAAUGGGAAUGACGCUUAUCUUAAAUGGAUAUCCGAUGUUGUUCCAGAGAAGAAAAUAAAUUGAUUUUGUUCGAGCACUGUUUCCAUUUCUGAGAUGUUUAAUAUAUUUAGAAGCAAGUAGUGCGGUGUUUGCACAAAGUUGAAACUUAACAAAGUCAUUAAUGUAUAUUACUGUUGUAAGUAGAGUCGGUUAAUAAAAGCUUUGAUUUGUAA